AUGGAGGAGACUGAUAUCAGGUUUUUGGAAUCUACAGUUUCUUUAAAGAGUGAGGAGGAAAAUAAACACUUAACAGGCAGAAACCCAGACUGCAGUUCCAGCUCUUCAAAGACUGACGUUAAUGAGGAUGAUGAAGAGGAUGGUGAAAUGACCAAUCCUGACUCUCUGCUAAAGAACUCAUCAGACUCUGAAUCAGAACGUGAAGACAGUAUGAAAGAUUGGAAGGAGAGCAGGGCUCCUGAUUCAGAGGUAAAAACUGUCAACAAAUCUUUGAGCUGCUCUGAGUGUGGUAAGCAUUGUGAACUUUGUGGACAAAGAUUUAGUCAGAAGACAAAUUUAAGCAAUCACAUAAGAGGCCACACUGGAGACAAACCGUUUCCUUGUGAACUUUGUGGACAAAGAUUUAGUCGAAAGACAUAUGUAAACUCACACAUGAGAGUCCACACAGGAGAAAAGCCAUUUCCUUGUGAACUUUGUGGACAAAGAUUUAGUUGGAAGGCACAUUUAAACUCACACAUGAGAGUCCAUACAGGAGACAAACCAUUUCCUUGUGAUCAGUGUGGACAAAGAUUUACACGGAAGGAUACUUUAAAGUCACACAUGAGAGUCCACACAGGAGACAAGCUGUUUCCUUGUGAACUUUGUGGACAAAGAUUUAGUCGGAAGGACGCUUUAAACUUACACAUGCGAGUCCACACAGGAGACAAGCCAUUUCCUUGUGAACUUUGUGGACAAAGAUUUAGUCGGAAGGACCAUUUAAACUCACACAUGAGAGUCCACACAGGAGACAAGCCGUUUCCUUGUGAAAUUUGUGGGCACAGAUUUAGUCUGAAGCCAGAUUUAAACAAACACAUGAGAGUCCACACAGGAGACAGGCCGUUUCCUUGUGAAAUUUGUGGACAAAGAUUUAGUCAGAAGAUAAGUUUAAACAGACACAUGAGAGUCCACACAGGAGACGGGCCGUUUCCUUGUGAAAUUUGUGGGCACAGAUUUGGUCAGAAGUCAGAUUUAAACAAACACAUGAGGGUCCACACAGGAGACGGGCUGUUUCCUUGUGAAAUUUGUGGACAAAGAUUUAGUCAGAAGAUAAGUUUAAACAAGCACAUGAGAGUCCACACAGGAGUUAAAACUUUUUAACUGUACAUAUUAAA
This is a messenger RNA of Nematolebias whitei (Rio pearlfish), 1151 nucleotides long. Its product is annotated as gastrula zinc finger protein XlCGF8.2DB-like. Gene Ontology annotation, biological process: regulation of transcription by RNA polymerase II. The transcript is spliced from 2 exons. Gene Ontology annotation, molecular function: RNA polymerase II cis-regulatory region sequence-specific DNA binding; DNA-binding transcription factor activity. Bases 1 to 1137 code for a protein of 378 amino acids. The record is from RefSeq and is a predicted model, not a curated record. Lineage: Eukaryota; Metazoa; Chordata; Actinopteri; Cyprinodontiformes; Rivulidae.